Psammomys obesus (fat sand rat) is the source of this 1063-nucleotide messenger RNA. RefSeq names its product pro-melanin concentrating hormone (gene Pmch). Gene Ontology annotation, molecular function: type 1 melanin-concentrating hormone receptor binding; melanin-concentrating hormone activity. The transcript has 5 exons. Gene Ontology annotation, biological process: behavior; chemical synaptic transmission. The coding region runs from base 1 to 858 and encodes 285 amino acids. The record is from RefSeq and is a predicted model, not a curated record. Lineage: Eukaryota; Metazoa; Chordata; Mammalia; Rodentia; Muridae.
AUGUUUGUCAACCUCCCCCAGUCAAGGCUCAAGGGACUUCUGGGGACGGAAGGACGAUUAAAGGCUUCAGAUCUCUUCCCCAAUGUGUUGGCUGUCUUUGGUGAAUUUAAGAUGCCUGUAGAACUUCUACCAGAUCAUACUCCAAAGACUUGUUUCAACAGAAGUUCUGGUCCACUGGUACCAUCCCUGAGGUGUGGCCAGAAGAAUGUGAUGCUGUGUCACAUGUUCUGCCCUCAGACUGGAGAAGAGUCGACUCUGUCCGAAAGCUCCGAUAUCGACGUUGAAAAUGGGCCACUGCAGAGUGAGAAAUUUUUUAUCCUACAUAUUCUUGUUUGGCUUUAUGCAAGCAUCAAACUAAGGAUAGCAAAGAUGAGUCUCUCUUCCUACGUGUUAAUGCUGACUUUUUCUUUGUUUUCUCAAGGUAUUUUACUUUCAGCUUCCAAGUCCAUAAGAAAUUUAGAAGACGACAUAGUAUUUAAUACAUUUAGGAUGGGAAAAGCUUUUCAGAAGGAAGAUACUGCAGAAAGAUCAGUUGUUGCUCCUUCUCUGGAACAAUACAAAACCGAUGAGAAUGGUUUCAUGACGGAUGAUGAGAACAAAAAUUCAAAGAACACAGGCUCCAAACAGAAUCUCAUAAAUCAUGGUCUGCCACUGAAUCUGGCUAUAAAACCUUACCUCGCUCUGAAAGGACCAGUAGCUUUUCCAGCUGAGAAUGGAGUUCAGAACACUGAGUCAACACAAGAAAAGAGAGAAAUUGGGGAUGAAGAAAACUCAGCUAAAUUUCCUAUAGGAAGGAGAGAUUUUGACAUGCUCAGGUGCAUGCUGGGAAGAGUCUACCGGCCCUGCUGGCAAGUCUGACAGCUGCUGGUCCACAUCAUCCUUUCAGACAGCUCACUGCAAAUGGAGAGAAAAGCCCUUAAUGUUGACAUGACUUGUGUAUUAUCCUAAGUGUCUGUUUUAAAAGAAACUAGUUAAGAUAUGUAAUAAUCAAAUGAUAUGCUUUGACUUGUCCAUUAAACUUCACAAAAAUUCUGCAUAAUUCUGACUUACUGGUGUUUUUGAA